AUGACGCCGUCGAAGAAGAAGGCCGAUCUCUUUCGCCCGGACGAUGACGAGGGGAGCUUCUACACCUACACCGCGCUCACCGGCGCCGCGCUCGACAUCGCGUUCCACACGAGCCUGAACGCGUUCGGCAGCCUCGAUCAGACGGACUACGCGUCGUUCCAGCCGUGCUUUGAGAAGAGUCAGGACCGGGUGGUUGUAGAGGACAUCGAGAUCGGCGGACAGGUGUGGCGGUUGCGGUGUAUCUUCGACGGCCACGCCGGCCACGCCGCCGUCGACUACAUCCAGCAAGCCAUCGUGCCCACCCUCCACACCCGCCUAGCCGCCCUCGACGCGUCCUCCCCUCCCACCGACGCCACCAUCGACACCGCCCUCUCCUCUGCCCUCCUCGCGAUCGACGACGCGAUCGGCAAUGAGGCGCGCGCGCUGUUCCCGCCCGACCUCGACGCCCUGUCCGACGCGCAGAUCCGCGCGAUCGCGGACGAUCACAAGGACGGCGGCAGCGGGGCGAACCACGAGAAGCUACUGCGCGCGAAGAGCGGGUCGACGGCGUUGGUCGCGCUGGUGGAUCCGCCAGGGGAGCGGUUGUGGGUGGCGAGUUUGGGGGAUUGCACGGCGGCGUUGUGUACGAGGCAGGAGAGGGGAGGGCCGUGGACGGUGGAGAGGUUGAGCGCGAACCAUAAUGGCAUAGAACCGGAUGAAGCGGCGCGCGUCAGAGCAGAGCACCCUGGAGAAGAGGGCGCGAUGCUGAACGACCGGAGGUACAUUGUCUACUCUCUUCUUAACUCCCUCGGCGACUUCUUCUGCAAGUUCCCGCCCGAUUUCGUCCGCCGCGUCCUCGUCGCCUCGGACCCCAACCUCAAGUUCUCCGCUACGAAGGUGGACGACUUCCUCGCCCGCCUCCUCACCCCGCCCUACGUGAGCGCUCAGCCGGAGGUCAGAUGCGUGCGGAUAGGCAGCGCAGGGGAUGCCACUUCAUCACCGCCCGCCGAGCAGCUCCUCGUCAUGUUCUCCGACGGCCUCCCCGAGUGCGUUCUCGAUGACUUCUCGACCGCGGAGCCUUAUUUCCAGGUCCUGCCGCGCAUCCUCGACCGCGCCCUGCGUUCGACGGCGGAGGCGGGCUUCAACGCGGAGGCGUGCCUAAACGCGGAGGGUCCCAGGUCCAACAAUGAAGGCGCGAACGGCCAACCCACCAUCCCUCGACCGGACGCCAAACGGAACCUCGCCGCCGCCAUCAUCCGGGAGACGCUCGCUGGCGGCGAGGACUGGCUGCCCGUGAUGCAGGCGAUGAAGUAUGGGGAGGUGGUUCCGAAGUUGGGGAAGGAGAGGAAGCUGGACCAUGUAGAGCGGGAUGAUAGGCUAUCGCAGUUGUUGACGGUGGAGAUGAGGGGGAAGUGGAUGGACGAUGUGACGGCGGUGGUGCAUAGGAUAGUGUAG
Molecule: messenger RNA, 1434 nt
Organism: Schizophyllum commune H4-8
Lineage: Eukaryota; Fungi; Basidiomycota; Agaricomycetes; Agaricales; Schizophyllaceae
Product: protein serine/threonine phosphatase 2C
Exons: 5
Coding region: 1-1434 (477 amino acids)
Biological process (GO): protein dephosphorylation
Molecular function (GO): protein serine/threonine phosphatase activity
Source: RefSeq, a predicted model, not a curated record